AUGCUUGCGGGAUACCUUUCUCUUAGUCUACUUGCUACGACCGUGAGCGCUGCGAGUAUAUCGGAACUCGUGGGCACUUGGUCAACAAAGUCCCGCAAGGUUGUUACAGGUCCGGACUUUUAUGAUCCGAUAAAUGAUAAAUUCCUUGAACCGAAUCUUACUGGUAUCUCCUACUCUUUCACGGAGGAUGGCCACUAUGAAGAGGCGUACUAUCGCGCCGUUGCCAAUCGUCAGUAUUCCACCGCGCCUCAGGUGCUUCUACUGUCUAACAAGUCUGGGUUAUGUGUAGCUGUGGAUCCUUCGUGCCCUAAAGGCAUUAUGCAAUGGCAGCAUGGAAAGUUCGUCUUGAACAGCGACGGAUCCCUUGAGUUGACUCCUAUUGCCUCGGAUGGUCGUCAGCUACUUUCAGAUCCUUGUAGCUCUAGUGUAGCAGCGUACACUAGAUACAACCAGACAGAGACCUUCAAUUCUUUCCAGGUUUCCAAAGAUCCUUAUCAUGGCAUUCAACGGUUGGACCUCAAGAGUUUUGAUGAUUCACCAAUGCAUCCAAUGUACCUUGUAUAUCAGCCGCCGCAGAUGCUGCCAACAACGACCUUGAACCCUGUGUCCGAGACGGGAAAAAGUAAACGUCAUGUUGCCCGCGAUACGGACCGCUUGCCUGGAGUGAGGCACUUAAUUACAGAGGAGCUUACUAACCUGACCGGUGGCUGUGGGUUGGGGUGUUCGCGACUGCUCUGGGUGGCAUCACCUUCUUUUACUCUUGAUUAG
Aspergillus bombycis is the source of this 768-nucleotide messenger RNA. Its product is annotated as protein rot1. The transcript is spliced from 3 exons. The record is from RefSeq and is a predicted model, not a curated record. Gene Ontology annotation, cellular component: endoplasmic reticulum; endoplasmic reticulum membrane. The coding region runs from base 1 to 768 and encodes 255 amino acids. Gene Ontology annotation, biological process: 'de novo' protein folding. Lineage: Eukaryota; Fungi; Ascomycota; Eurotiomycetes; Eurotiales; Aspergillaceae.